UAGACUCUGAAUGAUUAACUUCAACUUCAAUAUAUGGCAUAAAUCAAGAAGUCCAUGUUGUCCUUCAGGACGCUGAUAUAUUGUAUUAUCUUCUCAUAAUAGCGAAAUUUAUUCGUGCCCGAGAGAAGAGAACCGUUUUCGAUAAUUACCACCAAGUACCUUAACCAGACACCAUACACUAUGGGUCGUGUAGACCUCCGGCGCUUCAACGCCAACAAUUGGGAAACUCUCAGAAGAUACCCUUUGGCUGAGAUCUCAGGGGCCCUUGGGGACCUAGGCACUCUUCUCCCGCUGAUGAUAGCCCUCGCCCUCCAAAACUCCAUAUCCCUUUCCAGCACCCUCGUCUUCUCCGGACUAUGGAACAUCCUAACCGGAGCCAUUUUCGGAAUCCCACUCCCGGUGCAGCCGAUGAAGGCCAUAGCUGCAGUUGCAAUCUCGAGAUCCUUCACAAUCUCCGAGACCGUAUCGGCGGGGUUUUUCGUGUCAGGCAUUGUCCUCAUAUUUAGCAUCACUGGGCUACUACACUGGUUCACGAGUGUCAUCCCUACUCCGGUCGUGAAAGGGAUCCAAGUUGGAGCUGGAAUGUCGUUGAUCUUGUCAGCUGGAACAUCGCUCCUUCAACCACUCGGCUGGACCUCGCCGUCGUGGGCAGACAACCGGUUCUGGGGAAUUGGGGCAUUCCUGGCACUUCUCUGGACUCACUGCUUUCCACGGUUUCCUUACGCACUCAUAAUUUUUGUUAUCGGGAUUGUUCUGUCAUUUCUACUUACGGGACCUUCCUACUUGCCGUCGUUGGCAAUUUGGCAUCCCCAGUUUCUGGUCCCAUCGUGGAGUUCGUUCAAAACGGGAGCCAUUGAUGCUGGGCUUGGGCAGCUUCCUCUUACCACUUUGAAUUCAGUUAUUGCUGUUUCAUUUUUAUCUGCUGAUCUCCUGCCUCAUCUUCCAGCACCGUCAGUGACCUCUCUAGGUCUCAGCGUUGGACUAAUGAAUCUAAUUGGAGGUUGGUUUGGCGCAAUGCCCGUUUGCCACGGCUCCGGAGGACUCGCAGCACAAUAUCGUUUCGGUGCUCGAAGUGGGGCCGGUAUUAUCGUUCUUGGGCUGUUCAAGGUAGUCAUGGGUCUCGUAUUUGGUGAAACGCUGGUCGGUUUACUACAUCAGUAUCCGAAAAGCCUACUCGGUGUUAUGGUGCUCGCUGCCGGAAUAGAGUUGGCGAAGGUUGGUGAAACGUUGAACAACGGCGCCAGAGACCUGUGGGAGGAGUCGGAGGCCAGGGGGCCGUCGGUAUUGCAAGGUGGUUCGGUAGCAAAUGCGUUUAGGAUACCGACUGAUGAGGAGAGGGUGCAGAGGUGGACAGUGAUGGUGAUGACUAUUGGUGGGCUUCUGGCCUUCAAAAAUGAUGCCGUUGGGUUCCUCGCUGGAAUGUUGUGCCACUGGGCGUACAAUCCUCCGUCUAUAUUUAGCCGCCAAACAGGAUCACGGUGGAACUUCAACGUCCCUAAAAUCCGAUGGAAACGCAACACAGAGGAGCAGCAACUGUUGUCGUCGCCUUGAUUAGAAGUCUCGUAUUGGCUUUAGCAAUUUAGAACUUGGGGUUCGCCGUCCAUCAUUCAUGUAUGGCGAAAACCCAAUACAAGGGUGCUGUUAGUCAGUGACAAAUGAAAUAGAAGCUUCGUGAGAGUACCAGUCUAGGCAUUGGUCCGGGAGGCCUAGUUCAAAUAGACAUUCUUGAAAAACAAAGUAAAGAAAAGCGUGGAAGCUGCCGUCCCAAUAUAAGUUGAUGGGGAUAGAUAUUAUCAUUCCAUAAAGUGUGAGUAAACUCAAAAACAAAAAAUAAAAG
Pseudogymnoascus destructans is the source of this 1837-nucleotide messenger RNA. RefSeq lists its product as uncharacterized. Bases 181 to 1551 code for a protein of 456 amino acids. Gene Ontology annotation, molecular function: molybdate ion transmembrane transporter activity. NCBI's taxonomy places the organism in Eukaryota, Fungi, Ascomycota, Leotiomycetes, Thelebolales, Thelebolaceae. Gene Ontology annotation, biological process: molybdate ion transport. The transcript is spliced from 2 exons. The record is from RefSeq and is a predicted model, not a curated record.